GAGAAAGAUGGCUGCAAGAAGACUUAAAGGAAAAGACAGUAAAGCAGUUACCGCCAUAGCCAUUGAUAAAGAUAAAAACAGCCAACACGCUUUGAAAUGGGCUGUCGAUAAUAUCAUCGUCGAUUCUUCAAACUGUAUCCUUCUCCAUGUUCAAACCAAAUUGAGUAAUGGCAUCGUUAUCAUCUCUUCUAUACCAUCAUCACCACCAUCAUCAAUCAAUCUAACGAUAUUUCUUAUAACAGGAAUUGGUGCAGGAGAGAACACAGAGGCUACACAUGACAACCAGGAAGAGGCGCACCAGUUCUUCCUUCCCUAUAGAGGAUUCUGUGCUCGGAAAGGGAUUAUAGCAACUGAGGUUCUUCUUCACGAUAUUGACAUCUCGAGUGCAAUUAUUGACUACAUCACCAAUAAUUCCAUUGCAAAUAUAGUCCUUGGAGCCUCUGCGCGAAAUUCCUUCCUCAAGUCUCUAUCUUUCUCUCAUAUAACCUACUAAUGUA
This is a messenger RNA of Camelina sativa (false flax), 497 nucleotides long. The record is from RefSeq and is a predicted model, not a curated record. Lineage: Eukaryota; Viridiplantae; Streptophyta; Magnoliopsida; Brassicales; Brassicaceae.